CUUCAUGGCCCUGUCAGCUUCUGAAAGCCUCCCUCCUCUUUAGCCCCUUCUACCCAGCAACAGCUAGGUCAGCUCUCCGACUUCUCUGAUUGGCUGACCCAGCCCUUUUUUUUUAAAUCUGUGUAGUCAGGAUAGGAAGCCCCGUUUCAGGGUUUCACCUGUCCACAUUCUGCCUCGGUUCAUCACUGUCCUGUGAUCACAGUCUUCAGCUGUAGAUCCCCAAUCUGAGCUCUGAGGAGAGAAUGUUCCAGACUAAAGCCGAGGUCCUGAGAGCCUCCUUCCUGGCUUUCCUGCUGAGUCUCCCAGGAUCUGGGGCCAUCAAAGCGGACCACGUAGCCAUUUAUGACAUCUUUGCACAGACGCAGAAGCCGUCGGGCGACUGCAUGUACGAGUUUGACGGCGAUGAGCAGUUCUAUGUGGAUCUUGACAGGGAGGAGACGGUCUGGGGCCUGCAGGAGUUCAGCACGGUCUACGCCUUUGACGCCCAGGAGGCUCUGCCCUACAUCGUCAGCCUGAAGAACAAUCUCAGAGCCUUGAUCCAGAGACACAACGUCACCCAGGUCCCCAGUGAGCCUCCUGAGGUGACUGUGUUCCCCAAGAACCCAGUGGAGCUGGGCCAGCCCAACGUCCUCAUCUGCCACAUCGACAGGUUCUUCCCCCCAGUGCUCAACGUCACAUGGCUUCGUAACGGGCAGCUGGUCACUGAAGGGACUUCUGAGACGGUCUUUCUGCCCAGCACAGAACUCAGAUUCCACAAGUUCCACUACCUGACCUUUGUUCCCACCGCCGAGGACGUGUACGACUGCAAGGUGGAGCACUGGGGCCUGGGCGAGCCGAGGCUUAGCCACUGGGAAGUGCAGGAGUCGGUCCAGGUGACGGAGACGAUGGAGACUGCGGUCUGCGCCCUGGGCCUGGUGGUGGGGCUGGUGGGCAUCACCAUUGGCAGCGUGCUCAUCGUAAGGGCUCUACUCCAGCCAUGACCCCCGGACCCAGGGACCCCUGGGAAUAACUGUGGAGGUGGGGAUGCUAGGGUGCAGUCAGAGGACAGAAGAGGGAGUCCACACCGGCUGUGCAGACAGGAGGGAACACGGAUGAAGUGGACACAGAUCUCUCCGGGGUUAGCGGGCAGAGCUAUGUGAGACAACCCGGAGAACCCAAGGCUGGGACACUACCCUGAGCAUCUGAUUUACAGCCCAAUGUUAUCUGUCCUCUACGUGGUACUAACGUCACUGGGGUUUGACGCUGGAGAGAUGCUUACAGCGUUGAUGUGCACAAGCAUUAAGCACCUUCACCAAGGCCACACAGACUGCCUGGAUCCCAAACAGCUUCACCACUGUCCUCUGCUCCCUCUUAGGAAGAAAGAGACCGAGUUCAACCACAGUCUAGUCUUGGAUCCAAUCUGUCCUGUGCAUGCGCACAUUUACGGGAUGCUGGGAUCGGGGCUGAUACACAGCUUCUCAUCUCUCCUUGAACCCACUGAUGGCAAAGCUCACAUAAAAAUUCCCUUAUGGCCUUGUAUUUAUCAAAACCCUUAUAUUUCACAUACUUAUGUUUUUAAAUUCUCCCACUGGAUGGUGAUCUCUCCAUGAUGAUGGCGCCUCUCACUCACCUUCACUGUUACUGUUAUCCACUGUAACCUUGUUAUUGUUAUUGUUACUGUAACCUCAGGGCCACUCCUCUGUCAGGGCACCCUCUUCUGACUCCUCUGUUUGCUACUCUGUCCCCUUACUCCCGGGACUAACCUCUUCCCCGACACCACAUGUAAAUGCACUCAUGCAUUUAGUGAGUUUCCAUUACAUACGGUUACUGUGUGCAAUGUGUGUAAGUAUUCACUGUCCCUCGGCUUUGGUGAGCUCAGAAGGUUCCCACUCCACGUCUGAUUUGAACCUCUAGUCCGUUGCUUUCAAUUGUUCAGUGUGGUUCUGCUCUGGCUGUCCGUCUCUACAUCCUCUGCGAUACCCGGGCUGUGCCCCAUUACCUUUCACAAUUCUCACAUGGACGUGCAUCUCUGGGAUGCAUGGACCCCAGGAAGCAGGUGCGGGGAGCUGGGCACGCAGCCCCUUCCCUUGACUGUGUGCUGCCCAUCCACCACCACAGCAGUAUUGAGCUCAGUUCCCAGUCUCCUGCAGCAUCCCCAGCCACGUCCACCCCAAUCCUGUCCAGUCUCCUGCAGCAUCCCCAGCCACGUCCACCCCGGCCCUGUCCAGUCUCCUGCAGCGUCCACAGCUGUGUCUCCAUCAUGUCUCCUUGCUCUUACGCUUUCACGUGUGGAAAGGAACACGCUGCUGCUGUUCAGGUUCUUUCAGUCACUUCUAGUUGUGACCAUCUUCGUUUGUGGCCUCUUUGGGCUCCAUUGUUCUUUUCUGGUCGUUUCUGGCUUGCAUCCUUUGCCCAUUUUUUGGGAUGAGUGCUUCUGUGGGAAGCUGAGGCCUGGGGUUUCCUCUGCCAUCUUGCUGCGGCAUCGCCCGGCAGGGCUUCAUUUCUCUCUUGAUGGUUCCCUGCAAGCCGAGAUAUUUUAUGUGCUGCUGACUCUGCCACAGAGGCGCUGGGAAAGACAGGUUUCUCACAGGACAACAUGUGUGGGGGGGGUGACAAAAACAAAAAUACACACACACACACAUACACACACACACACACACACACACACACACACACACACACACACCCUGCACAGAACUUCCUAUGGGCAUCGAGCCCUCUGGAUACUUUCUGAGUCUCUAUGUAGUCCCUCAGACUCAGGUUUUCUUUGGACUUUUAUAAUUUUCCAUGGAGUGUGAAGGGAGGAGGCUGGGACCUCUCCUAGCUUAUAGCUUUAUGACGAGAAGCCUGCCUCUGCAUCUCGAACACUAGAAUCAAAGCCAUGCACCUCCAAGCCCAGCUAGAAGCCCCUUCUUAAUGAUUUUUAUCUGUAGAGGUUAGCACAUACCUUGGUAUUUAGAAAUUCCCCCAUAAAUAUCUGUCGAUUCGCUGGAAAUGUUUACUCCAACACUUACUUGUUUAGUACCUCGCUUGUCCAAGGCUGGGAGCUGGCUACAGACUGUGGGAUGCUAAGAUGUCCUGUGGCACCAUCAUUAGAGCACAGCAUGACAAUUUUAUAGCUGUCGCCAUGGUAGAAAGUGAAUCGUUCAAAGCAUGAGCAAGGCCACAGUGGAGCCUCGUGGGACACAGGGCUGAGAAACAGGGCCAGGGGUUCAAAGAGAAGGGGGGGCAGGUCGGGUCCCAGACUCCACCCUGAGCCUGAGGUCGAUGGCGACUGUGUGCCUCCCUGCAGGUGAUGAUCUUUCUGAAAAGAACAUGGCCUCGGGAAGAUGCCCUGAACUUGUCUCUGCCUCAACUGCUACAUACAGCUAAUAUGUAGCCCUGGCUGUCCUGGAGCUCCCUAUGUCCCCUGGAUGGCUUUGAACUCACAGAGGGCUCUGCCCCUCCCAAUGACUUGCUGACCUUAAAGUCCUCAGCCCUUGGUAUGGCUGCCAGCGAAACAAAGGCAGCAGCAGGUGCUGCUGUAUUUCUCACCGGCCAGGACGCCCCUCCCCGGGCUCCCCAGCUCCGGCCAGGACGUCCCUCCCCGGGCUCCCCAGCUCCAGGUUCCUACAUGAACACUUCGCUGCCUCCGUCCAGAGAAUUCCUAAGAACAACUUUUCCCGUUUCUGAGCUGGGAGACUCAGUCUUGCUGGGUGGACCAGGUCACUUAUGACAAGUCUCUCUUGACGAUGUGGCUUCAAGUGACACCAUGGCAGCAGUUACCAAGGGUUUUGACCUCACUUUCGGGGAGGGUUUGAGCAUUCGGGUUGGCCCUGGAGAGGGGACAGCAAUACACUUGGAUGAAGGAGAUUCAUUUGGAUGCAGUUUGAGGGCUGCAGCGGUCUGACUCCCUAAGGGAAGAGAUUGGGCUCUUCCUCUAGUCUGCUUGUAAUAAAACAUCUUUUGGUAAACUUUCACUUCUUCUAAUAUAUGAGU
Molecule: messenger RNA, 3957 nt
Organism: Peromyscus leucopus (white-footed mouse)
Lineage: Eukaryota; Metazoa; Chordata; Mammalia; Rodentia; Cricetidae
Product: HLA class II histocompatibility antigen, DP alpha 1 chain
Exons: 4
Coding region: 243-980 (245 amino acids)
Biological process (GO): immune response; positive regulation of T cell activation; antigen processing and presentation of exogenous peptide antigen via MHC class II
Cellular component (GO): membrane; MHC class II protein complex
Molecular function (GO): MHC class II protein complex binding
Source: RefSeq, a predicted model, not a curated record